GCCAAGGGCAGAACUUUUCUCUCCAAAAUUUGUUCACCAUCAUGGAUCUCAAAGUUGUGAUUGUAGUCGUCUGCCUGUGUGCGCUGGCCGUCACCUCCACCGAAGGUGGCAUCCCAAAAUGCUGCAUGACCACUCAAACCAACAUCCCCAAAAGAAUCCUGAUCAAGGUUUACAAAUGGGAGAUCCAGCGAAGCAACGGCGCCUGCAACAUCCAAGCUGUCAUCUUUUACGUCAAAGGAAUGUCAAAGCCCCUCUGCGCUCAUCCUCAAGAGAAGCUCGCCUUGAGCCAGCUGAAGAUGCGGAUGAAUCAGCUGCAGCAGAAACGGGCCGAAAAAAGGAUCUAGAAUCCAGGAAUUGAUUUCCGUUUGGCACCAUAAUGGCUUUCAUGUUUGGUAGUUGGGUGCAAGUAUAUUAACCUGUAGCAUGGUUUGGUGAUGGUGUAGCUGUAUCUUUCCCCCUUGUUUAUAAAAGUCUUCCAUUGUAUCGUUUUAUUGUGGAAAAAAUAACUGUCCGCAACAUUGGAUGUUGAAUAGACUGACAGCAUGAAUCCUUGAUGGCUUGUUGUCUGCUGACUUGUAACACCAACAUGCUGAGUAAGCACUCAAAUAAAA
Synchiropus splendidus (mandarinfish) is the source of this 611-nucleotide messenger RNA. RefSeq names its product chemokine (C-C motif) ligand 27a (gene ccl27a). Gene Ontology annotation, biological process: immune response. The transcript is spliced from 3 exons. The record is from RefSeq and is a predicted model, not a curated record. Lineage: Eukaryota; Metazoa; Chordata; Actinopteri; Syngnathiformes; Callionymidae. Gene Ontology annotation, cellular component: extracellular region. Bases 42 to 344 code for a protein of 100 amino acids. Gene Ontology annotation, molecular function: chemokine activity.